Molecule: messenger RNA, 639 nt
Organism: Colletotrichum chrysophilum
Lineage: Eukaryota; Fungi; Ascomycota; Sordariomycetes; Glomerellales; Glomerellaceae
Exons: 3
Coding region: 1-639 (212 amino acids)
Source: RefSeq, a predicted model, not a curated record
AUGGGCGAAUCGAGAAGCGUUGAGGAAUUGAGAAACGGCAUCGUCUUCGAGAACCACCCGCAUGCGAUCAGUGACACAGCCGAGGAGGUCAUCAACCGCAAUGUCCCAUCGACACCCCCCUCUACACCGCAUCAGAGCAAGAUCGACCUCAAACAGCUGCGAGCCGAUCAGAUCUGUGUCUACCGCUCGGAAACCGCCGACUCGGAAAGUCGCACGAUGCUCUACGUUUCCGAAUACAAGCCCCCGCAUAAACUUACCGCGCCGCAUCUUCGCCUCGGUCUGCGCCCGAUGAACAUAUACAAAGAGGUGGUCAACCGAAAAACAAUCCCCACGUCAGUCGACCCGGACGCGCGGUUCCAGUAUCAUGCAGAGAGACUCACAGCCGCCGCCAUCACACAGACCUAUCACUACAUGAUCGAAGGCGGACUCGAGCACGGCUUGCUGACGACGGGCGAGGCAAUCGUCUUCUUGAUGAUUGACUGGCGCGAGCCCGAGACACUCUUCUAUCAUCUUGCAGAGCCGUCUGCGGAGGCGGAAGCUCACCCCGAGCAUGCCCACCUCUGUACGGCAGUCGCCCAGUAUCUGGCCUUCAGUCUGAUUGCUCUGAUGAAGGAACCCGACGCAGUGAGCGACUUCUAG